Molecule: messenger RNA, 2146 nt
Organism: Tarenaya hassleriana
Lineage: Eukaryota; Viridiplantae; Streptophyta; Magnoliopsida; Brassicales; Cleomaceae
Product: E3 ubiquitin-protein ligase KEG
Exons: 5
Coding region: 320-2146 (608 amino acids)
Biological process (GO): protein phosphorylation
Molecular function (GO): protein kinase activity; ATP binding
Source: RefSeq, a predicted model, not a curated record
CCUUUUUUAUAAAGGGAUUGAGUUUACUUUCAUUUGGAUCUUCUAUUUGUCCACGAAACUGUUUUUGUGCCUUGUUUUUAUCGCUGAGUUGCCAGAAAUUUUGGAAAAAGGGAAGAGAAUCUAUUCACGUCUCUGAAUCUGACUCUUCUGUUAAAUGGCACAAGGUUUUGGUUGUCUGAAUGUCUGAGCCACGGGAAAAAGUGUUGAACAUUUAGUAUUCAGACCGAACCUUCGUGGGAUUCCUCCAGAGUUUCCCUUUUGUGAGCAUAUGAUUGUUUAUGCCGCGGUGAUGGUUGAAUGGGCCAAUUGAAACGGAUAAAUGGCAUCAAAAGUUGCAGCUACUAGUAAGCCCGAUGAUUCUGAAUACGAAAUUGUGGAAGGUGAGUCUGAGAAUGUUUUGUCCAUGACAACUCCUUGGGUUAAUUCCUCGACAUUGAAGCUUAGGCAUCGAAUUGGAAGAGGUCCGUUCGGUGACGUUUGGCUAGCUACUCAUCAUCAGUCCACAGAGGAUUACGAUGAACAUCAUGAAGUGGCCAUCAAAAUGCUCCAUCCUAUCAAGGAGGAUCAAAGAAGGGUCGUGUUAGAUAAAUUUGAUGAUUUAUUUUCCAAGUGUCAUGGGAUGGAUAAUGUUUGUCAGCUGCGAGGAAUCUGUAGCAUCAGUGGAAGAAUAUGCAUUGUUAUGAAGUUCUAUGAGGGUUCUGUGGGAGACAAAAUGGCUCGGCUUAAAGGAGGAAAGCUCGCACUGCCUGAUGUGUUGAGAUAUGGGAUUGAUCUGGCCAAUGGAAUCAUGGAGAUGCACUCGAAAGGGUUUCUUGUUCUUAAUCUUAAACCCUCUAACUUUCUUCUUGCUGACAAUGAUAAAGCAGUCCUUGGUGAUGUUGGAGUGCCUUAUCUCCUUCUGGGUAUUCAGCUGCCAAGCUCAGAUAUGGCAGUUAGGCUUGGAACUCCAAACUAUAUGGCUCCAGAACAGUGGCAACCUGAGGUAAGAGGUCCCAUGUCUUUUGAGACGGCUUCAUGGGGAUUUGGGUGCAGCAUUGUUGAGAUGUUGACCGGUGUUCAACCGUGGUGUGGGAGAUCAGUUGACGAAAUCUAUGAUUUUGUGGUAAGAAAGCAAGAAAAGCCGAGUAUCCCCAGUGGCAUACCACCUCUUGUUGAGAACCUACUCGGGGGUUGCUUUAUGUCUGAUCUUCGUAGCCGCCCUUCAAUGGCAGACAUCUUACACGUCUUGAAGAGUUUGCAGAACACAGACGAUGAAGAAGUCUGGACAGGCAUUGAGACUAGAGAAAUCAGGAAGAGCUCGGUUAAUCUCGGAUAUACAGAAUGGUUUCUUUCCAAGGAUCAUCUGCAAGUGGACGAUACAGUUCGUUCAAGAAAGCCUGCCAACUCUUGCAAGCAUGAAAACAUGGAUGUUCCAGAAGGAACAGUGGUUGGUUUAGAACGUGAUACCGAUCCAGAGGGGUUUGCUCUGGUCAAGGUUCAUGGUCGUCAUGACCCAUUAAGGGUCCAUGUUUCUGUUCUUGAACGCGUAACUAAUGGCUUAGCUGCUGGAGAUUGGGUAAGGUUGAAGGAUGAAGACAAGAAGCACUCCCCUGUUGGAAUUCUCCACUCAAUUGAUCGUGAUGGGAAUGUAACUGUUGGGUUUAUAGGGUUACCGACCCUAUGGAAAGGGAUUUCCUCACAGCUUCAGAUGGCUGAAGCAUACAGUGUGGGGCAAUUUGUGAAGCUGAAGGCUAAUGUUCUUAGCCCGAGAUUCAAAUGGCCGUGUAAAAGAAGUGGUGGUUGUGCAACCGGGAGGAUAUCCCGGGUUUUACCAAACGGGUGUCUCGUAGUGAAGUUCCCAGGGAUGUUACCAUUUGGAGAGGAGCAUGGAAGUUUUCUGGCCGACCCGGCUGAAGUAGAGGUUGUAACUUUUAGUACAUGUCCAGGAGUUGUGAAGAAGUAUCAACACCUUGAGGAUUUCCACUGGGCUGUGAGACCUCUGUUGAUUGCUAUGGGAAUAUUGGCCGCCAUGAAGUUAGGGUUCUUUGUUGGGAAGAAAAUGGGAAGGACAAAGAACAGGAAACAACACAAUGAUUCCAUUGGACAAGGUGAUUGCCGGAAUCUGGAGGACUCAGGCAAAUCAAGAUGGCUUGUGUUCAGUGUUUAG